This is a messenger RNA of Spodoptera littoralis (African cotton leafworm), 4132 nucleotides long. The record is from the annotation of a GenBank genome assembly. NCBI's taxonomy places the organism in Eukaryota, Metazoa, Arthropoda, Insecta, Lepidoptera, Noctuidae.
AUGAGUGAGUUUGUGAACGCAACCCGAUGCGAUGCGUGCGAGGCAAGAGGAGUAGGGUCACAGGGAUUCCCCGAUUUCAACGAACGAGAGAGUCAAGCCAAAACAAAACAAUUGAACAAUAAUUUGAUUGAAAGUUACUCCGCCGUUUGUGGACCGAUUUCGAAAAUUUUUGUUUUGUUUGAAAGGGUAUACUCCCGAGAUGGUCCCAUUUCCAUGAAGUCAGGAUCUGAUGAUGGGAUCCUAGGGAAACCGAGGGGAACUUUCGAAAAUUCUAUGGGAGAACGCAAUUACUCGCCCCUACAGUUUUCGAAAGUUCCCCUCGGUUUCCCUAGGAUCCCAUCAUCAGGUUCUGAGCUCAUGGAAAUGGGACCACCUCGAGAGUAUACCAAACAAAAUAAGAUUUUUGGAAAUCGGUGUACAAAUGGCGAACAAACAAAAAAAAAUCAAUCAGCCGAACAUAGUACCUCCUGCUUUUUUGAAGUCGGUAAAAAAGAGGCGCUCCAUAGAUUCCGCACACAGGCGCUGCCGGGGGUCGGCGCGGCCCUGUUCACGGCCACUCCUACGCAACGACCCACUCUAAAAAUCGAACCUAGUGCUAGUGCAUAUUUCAAGGGCAACCCUCAAACGCUGCCGUCGGCAAUAAACACGCAACAGUUCACGACUACGAUUCACGAUACCCAAGGGUGUGGUGGAAAGGACGAUAUCAUGACAGUCUUUGAGCGGCAAACGACAGCGCGAACGCUCGUGUGCGUCGGCGGCGAUGUAAAACGAAUAGCCCUUGAGACUCUUGAGAGUACAACCACACAACCGUCUUGUCCGAGCGCCAACGCAAAAAAAAGUGAACGGCUGCAUAGCACUGCUCCGUUCUCGUGUCACUCCUGUCAUCCCUUCCAGCUGACGUCAUCGCUCAAAUUGAGUCCAGAAUGGUACAAAUGGCAUGCAUAUAACUUCAUAAUAUUAGGGCUGGCCGACGAGCUGGUGGCUGCUGGAGCGAAACCUUCAUUCAAAUCAAAACUGCUUUGGAUCUGGACGAGAUAUGUUAAGAAAUAUCAGAAUAAAGAUGAUAUAGGAUUAGCAAAAACAUUACAAGAAGGAAACGAUCACAUAAACCUAACAAGCAUUAUGUUAGAAGAGAAUAGUAACAACACAGUUGAUGAUGAUGAUGAAGGAGAACACGAAGAAGUAAAUGAAGAAGGUAAACCGGUAAAAUCAAAACUCUUAAACAACAUUGUGGACGGAUCUCGGAGAGAUAUAAGAUUCUUGUCAAAAGGAGUUAUUCUAGCCAUGUUAUACUUAGCACUAAACUUAGACGAGAGCGACAUACAACUGUCUCAUUUAUACAGGUUCAUCAAGGAGAAACAUUUAAAUUUCUCCAACAUACAAAGAUUUGUGCCUGACGAUAUUCAUGUGAAAACCUUGGAAAAACUCUGGACUAACUUCAUACACAGUAAAAUUGUUAAUGUGCAUUUCUUACGAGCAUUAACUAUGUCUUUACUGCGGAAACUAGAUCUCGGAAGACCAAAGGUUCCAAAUCUGAGAAAGAUUAUUGACAAUAUCUUACUGGAACUUUGCCUCCCUAAUGAUAUAAAGCCACUGAUAUACUCCUUGAUGCGUUUUCACCAAUGCGACUUCCUUGAUGUCAGCGACAAGUCUAAGGAACGCCUUUGCAGUGUGCCUGAUUAUGAGGGUGUGGUGAUGUCCUACGUUCUAGUUGCAAUAAAACUGUGCUUCGGUCUAGAUGGUGAUUAUGAGGAAAGACUAUCGGAUGCAGUUGAUAAAAUAAAUGUAGACAGAGAUCUACAAAAGUCACACAGAAACGGUAAGUAUUCUGAACCAAGUAAAAGAUUAUUUUCAUUCAGAGAAUGGUGUAAUUAUUUACAAUUUAGGAAGAUUACUCUAAGCAAAUGUUGUCUGUACAUGGCAGAGCAGUAUUGUUUAGACAUUGAUGAUCAAGUCUACAUUGAACACUCAAAUGAUAGACCACAAAAAGCUAAAGAUUUACAAGACGAGACUGCAAUGGAUUUAAUUAACAAAAUACCUGAAAAUGACGAAGGUAGAGUUAUCCCAAAACAACGGUUUUCACCAUCAAUAACCCCUACUUAUGACUAUACAGAUAUUAUAAUUGAACAUACUCAGGAUCCUGAGUUGAGGUAUCUUCUCAGUGAAGAUUUUACUCAGUAUUCUCUCAAAUAUGCCUGCGAACAUUUAGAACUGUUAGAUGAGAAUGCAGAAAACAUCAUCAAAGGAGUCAGUGAAAAUAGAAAGGUGACAAGUAAUAAAAUAAUUAUGGGUACAAUUGUUAUGAAAAGAAGUAAAACUCAAAUGGUUUAUGUUAAGAAUUGUGAAAAUAAAAACUGGAUGAAAACUAAACCUCCAACAAUAGAACAUGUACAUUGCGAAGAUGUACAAAACUCAAGUACUGACAAAGAGAGUGAUCAUGGUUAUGACUCAGAAAACCCCACAAAUGAUAAAGAAAUCGCCAAUGAAACUGAAAAUAGAGACGAUGUCACCGAUGUAAGUAUGACAGAACGAGAGAAAGGUACUAGAGAAUUCAUAAUAACAGAAGAAGAUAAUGAAAAAAAUAUAUUCGACGAUUCAUUUGAAGAACUUGAUUUAAAGGAUGAAUUGGAACAAGCUAAUGAUGAAGAUCUACUAGCUCCAAAUAACGAAUCAAUCAACGAUGAUCGCGCGAGCAUAACUGACAUGUCUGACAAUGAGAACAUGAUACCAGUAUUUAACCCCGAAACUUUUGAUAGCGAACAAACAAUUAAAGAAUUGGUCUUGAUGGCUUGUAAAAAAUAUAAAAUUCCUGUACCCAAUGAGUAUAAAAAUAGGGAGCCUAGAAAAAGAAGGGCUGAGGUGAUUCGUGAUGAAGAUGUAAACAGAGAACCAAGAAAACGAACUAGAACAAGUGCUGCGGAAAAUAAACACAAAGUGGCUGAACUUGUCACUGGAUACUACGAUCAUCAUCGCUUAGAUUUAUUCAAUAAGUUGCAGAACGAAGUUAGCAUGGCUGUUCGAAACAGUUCAAUUAUUGGUGGAUUGGAGCCAAAUCCAAACGAAACUGCAAAUAUGACUCAACCUGCAUUACUAAACACUACAAAUGUUGCUGCAUUGUCGGCAACAACAUCUAUGAUUACAGAAAAUUUAGAAAACCAAUCAAUUGUUAACCCUCAAUCAAGUUUACUACAAACAGAAACUGAUAAAGAACAGAAUGCAGAUAAAACUGGUGCAAUUGAAGAAGUAAUAGACGAACAUACGGAGAAAAAACUAUUUGAAGACGAAGAAGAAAUUAAUAUAAAUGAACUAUUACCAAAAGUUGAUCCAAAAUUUGACGACAAAAAGUAUGACACAGAUCAACUUUAUCUUAAAAUGAAAAUCGAAGAAGAAAACGAGGCAGACAUAGACAGUUUACUAGAAGAUCCCAAAGUUGAUGAAAUACUUAAUAAAAAACUGGAAGAAGGUAAAACUGGUUUCUUUUCGAUCAGAAAACCUGAAGACAUUAAGAUUAUCGAAACCAAAUAUGAAAGUGAUUCCGACGAUGAAAUACCAUUGAAGACGUUACAAGAAGAAAAGAGAUUGAUAGAGGCUAGGAUUGCUUGGGAAGAAGACUUGGAACCUUUGAUAAAUAAAAAGAAUUUUACAGAGUAUAAAUAUUGGUUCAGGCAUUAUAACGCGGACUUUAUGGUGCGGUCUAAAGACUGGCAUAAAAAGUUCGAUGAAGAAUUGAAAGAGAAUACACCAAGCAGUUUCUAUUUCGUUAUAAAAGAAUGUGCUGCUGUUAUAAAUUCGACUCCUUUUAAUAUUUAUAGGCACAUGCAGAAUCUGGAAAAGUUUAUUAGUGCGAAAGCGAAAUCAUUUGAUUAGGAUUAAUAAGACGAUUUAUUUAAUUUUUUAUCAGAUAACUUGUGAAGAAUACGUAUGCCCUUUUUGACUGUAGAAGUGCAAAACAAAGGGUUCUCUUGAGUGUUGUAAUUUUUUUUAUUAUAGGUUUUAGGAUAUACCUACCAGUCCAAAAAAUAUGAUGUUACCCAAAUGAAAUAUUGUAAUUUCACUUGGUAGCCUUAAAAAUUGACAAAAAUGUUAUUCAUUCUAAUCAAUUUAAUUUUAAUUAUUGGUUUUAAAAGUGAAC